Messenger RNA from Caenorhabditis remanei, 1005 nucleotides. RefSeq lists its product as uncharacterized. Lineage: Eukaryota; Metazoa; Nematoda; Chromadorea; Rhabditida; Rhabditidae. The transcript is spliced from 3 exons. Gene Ontology annotation, biological process: innate immune response. The record is from RefSeq and is a predicted model, not a curated record. The coding region runs from base 1 to 1005 and encodes 334 amino acids. Gene Ontology annotation, molecular function: protein binding.
AUGCUUUCAACACUGACUGAUAUGCCUGAAGACGUCAUCAGAGUGAUUCUUAGAGAUUCUGAUUUUCGAUCUGUUCACUCCCUACGAAAAGUAUGUUAUUAUCUUCGAAACUGCAUUGAUUACAUCAUACCAGAAGCCGAUUUGAAUACUCUGGAAAUCUAUGGACAGCCAGAGAAAAUUUACAUUUUUUAUGAAUUCGGCAAAGAUAUUGAGACUAUUGAGUAUCAGAAACAUGAGAAAGGAUGUUGGGUUAUUCAGGAUGACAAGGAGAAAUUCUUCGAAAAGGAACGUUUUAUUGAUGUAUUUUUGAAUGAUUUGACUUUGAUUUUAAAAUUUCAAAGCACUAAAUUGAAGAAGUUUUGUCUGCGAUUGGAUGAUAUUGGAGAGGAAAUCAAGGGGGAAGUUGUGAAUAAUCUUUCUGAAAUGUUGAAGUCUCGGAAAAACAAACUGAAAAUUCAAGAAUUGAAUUUCGACUCAUUCGAUGAAUCGAAUCUUUUGAAAGUUCUAUUACUUUCGGAUUGUGAAUCGUUGAAAACAAUUGAAAUUUGUGCUACGGAUCCAUUUUCUGAUCCCCCUGAAGUCUUGAAAAUCGACAAGUUGGAAACACUGGAGCACUGGAAAAAUUUAAAGGAAAUCAUAAUUGGAAAAUACGUGGUAGAGAGAACAAUUCAAGAUUUCAGUGGUUAUUCUAGAGUCUUUGUGAAUGUCCAAUUGAUAACAUUUGUGGAUUUGAUGAAUGUCAAAAAGACAUUAUCAACCUCUCCCAACUUCGAAAUCCUUAAUUUCCACUACUGUCAGUUCAACGACCAGCGUCAAUUUUCGAUAGAAUUCGGUCCUCCAUGGAUUGGAGAUCAAGACCCGUAUGUAAACUGUUUAAAAUGGUUUAUACGGAUUCCAAAUGCUUUGGAUGUGUUGGAAAUCAGCCAUUUCUCAAGAAAAAAUAUAUUCAGAUUCAAGAAAAUUCGAGCUGAAAGAGUCUGGUGGGAAGCGACUGUACAGGACUAA